UGUGCCACCAAGUCUGGAUAUUGAUUUAACAGUCUUGACAAUCAUACAUCGUCCGAUCACCAUAGAAACAAACCAAUCAAAAACACAGCACACCACAUAAUUGCAUUUCAUUAAUAACUCUGAUAGCAGAAUCUUUAUUUUUUGUAAUUUUUCUUUUUUGUCCAUUUUUCGUUUCAACCCUCCGGCAUUGAAUCUAACCAAAAAUUUAACUAAGAUGUCACCAACACUAUCCAUUUUCAACAAGAGAAAUACUCCGCCGAUGUCAUCGAAAAGCUUAGAAAGUUUCCAAUCGUCAGCUUCCUGUUGUCCACGAGAGUAUUCCAGCCUGCAAAUGUAUAAGAAGCCAAGUCGAUUACUCGGUCAGGGCCCAUUGCAAAAAACGGUUAGUGAAGUGCGACAGCGAGUGGCAUCAGCACGUCUGAAUCGUUUACGUUCGGUACAAAAUCAAUUGAGCGACGCUCAUGGACAUAUCGGAGAACUUUUGAACGAAAAUCGUCUUUUGCGAAAUAUUCAUAAACGACAAGACUCAGCGCUCCAACGAUAUGAAGGUACCAAUGCUGAAUUACCACAACUGUUAAAUUCACAUGCGGAAGAAGUUCGCGUUUGGCAAGUGCGAUGUCGUAAUCUUCAAUCACAGAACAAAGAAUUGGGAAAUAAAUUGAAGCAGAAAGACGCUCAGCUGCUGACGCUAACCGAUCACAAUCGACACCUAUCCCAAUUGAAUUCAGACAAAAAUUUGGAGGAGCGGGACAAAUUAAGUGAACGGGUUCGUAAUUUGGAAACGAUGGUUUCUGAUAGGGAUGAAGAAUUGAAAGUGUUGCAUAGAAGACUGCAAUUGGAUGCCAAGGCUUUUAAACAACAAAUCAAUAGUGGAAUGAACAAGCAGAAAGAAUUGAUGCUGAAAUUGGAUAAGGCAAACGCAGAAAUAUUGAGGAUAGGCGAAAUUAUUCGAACUGAGUCCUUGAUAAGUCCGAGUAAAAUGUCAUUGGGAACGUACCUUCGGUCGAACAAACAGAACAGCACGAUUCCAACGAAAAUUAAUUUAAAACCGAAGAUUUCCGAAGUCAAAGAUAAAACACCGACUGACAUGGGGAUUUCCACGAAAAAAGAUACAUGUGCCAAUAGAUCGAAAACCGUCAAGUCACCAGCAGUUAGUCCAAGUUCUUCCAAAACUGUCGCACAUAACUACUCUCAGCAGUCCAGCGACGCAUUUCCACUGAUGAAAUCUUACAUGGCGGAUAAAUCGAAUCGAGCGAAGCCGUUAGGUCUAUCUAGUAAAAUUAAGAAUUCCAUGAUGGAUUUCACGGAUAUCAAGUAUCCGACAGGAAAUGCUACACAACCUCUACUUAAGAACUCAUCGUCGAUGGAUUCAUCGGGAACAGUACAUUCGCCAAUCGGUCACUACGAUGACGAUGAAUUCGAUUCGUCGUCUACGACUCAAGGAACGAAUGACUUGAACAACCACUGUGACACCGUCGAGUCAGUUGAUGACCUUACCAUCAUUGGUGAUUAUAAUUACGCGAAAUACCAAUCCUAUUCCGAUCAACGGACUGUUGAUAGUAUUAAUGAGAACUCGAGCGACGACGUCAUUGGUGACAUUGAAAAGUUGCGUAAGAAUGUGCAAGAGGAAAUCAUCGAAAGUGAAUCGUUUUUGGAUCAGUUCUGUGAGAGCUUGUCGAAAGAUGUGAAAAUUGCGACGAAAGAUGUAAAGAAAGGUGCAAAGGUUAAUACUGAAAAGGCUAGGCUCCCGGUACGGUCAGGUAUUAAGGUUAAGGAAGUACCGAAAAAGGGACGCGUCAAUAGUGGCUCGACCAAAAAGAAACUCGAUCCGACGAAGAAAACGGAACUCCUGGCUCAAUUAAAAGCCAUUGAUGGAGCCCAAUGACUAAUUUAAAUUUUUGUGAUUUUACGUUGUUGUGCGAUGAACAGAAAUAUAUUUUGUGAA
Messenger RNA from Bradysia coprophila, 1945 nucleotides. RefSeq lists its product as uncharacterized. The record is from RefSeq and is a predicted model, not a curated record. Gene Ontology annotation, biological process: intraciliary transport. Lineage: Eukaryota; Metazoa; Arthropoda; Insecta; Diptera; Sciaridae. Gene Ontology annotation, cellular component: axoneme.